This is a messenger RNA of Fukomys damarensis (Damara mole-rat), 1608 nucleotides long. It is a transcript of the gene Tle7, whose product is annotated as TLE family member 7. Gene Ontology annotation, biological process: regulation of DNA-templated transcription; negative regulation of canonical Wnt signaling pathway. The transcript has 9 exons. Gene Ontology annotation, cellular component: transcription regulator complex; nucleus. Bases 87 to 1394 code for a protein of 435 amino acids. The record is from RefSeq and is a predicted model, not a curated record. Gene Ontology annotation, molecular function: transcription corepressor activity; protein binding. Lineage: Eukaryota; Metazoa; Chordata; Mammalia; Rodentia; Bathyergidae.
GGACACACUGGGAACCUAGAGUCUGCUUGGCCAGUCUGUUUCUCAAGGCCUAGAAGUAGGUGGCUCAGCACUUCACUGCACAGGACAUGAGUGGAGAGAAGCAGGACCCGUUCAGGAUACUCAGGAUUCACAGUGACUCAGAGUCAGAAAGCUCUGAUAUUUCUUCUCAGCAUGAUCAGCCAGUGCAGCACCAAUUGGACAGUCCUCACAUACCAUCCCAGGUGUCCCCCUGUCUCCCAGCAUCACAGCUUUGCCCUGUUUAUCAAGAGUUGAGCACUAUGACCCAGCAGCAGCGGGACUUCUGGGCCCUAGAUACCUCCGAGCUCCAGGCCAUGUGGUUUUCAGAGGGGGAGAUCGGUAAAGCAGCUCAGGCUGGCCCAAGCCUCCCACCAGGACCUGUGCUCGGCCAGCCCUGGUUUUCAUCCUCUGGCAGCAGUGAAGUCUGCUCACUCCUCAGAGCAAUUCCUCCUGUUCCAGAUAAGGCAGUGGUCAGGAAGAGGACCCCACAGGGUGCCUGGAAGGUUGGCACACUCCGCCAUGGAAAGAAAGUCUCUGCCAUUGCCAUCAGUGGUUCGACCCAUCACGUGUACACGUGUGGCACUGGCUACAUCCGGGUGUGGGAUGAAAGUGCUCUGCAGGCCUGGGACAAGCUCCCUCAGGCCCAGCUGGACCUGCAGGACCCUCGCGACUGUGUCCUCACCUGCAAACUGUUCCCGGAUGAGCAGAGCCUGAUCACAGGAGGCAAGGCCCAGGCUCUGACUCUCUGGGACUUGGUGCCCACACCCCAGGUCCGCGCGCACUUGGCUUCUACAGGCACCACCUGCUUUUCUCUGGCCAUCUCCUCAGAUGGCCAGAUCUGCGUGGCUUGUUUCAGAGGAUUUGUGGAGAUCUGGGAUUUGCAGAACCAAAUUUUGAUCAGGAAACAUGAAGUCCCCACCUAUGGGUCCCGCUGUGUUGACAUCACAGGCAGUAAGUUCUGGACAGGAGGUGAAGACACCAUCCUCUACUCCUGGGACCUGAGGAGCUCCCAAAAGCUGCACCAGUACAACUUACAGAAUGAGAUCCUCAGCAUCACUCACGACCCCACUGAGGAAUGGCUCUUAGUGGGCAUGAGAAACAGUAAUAUCAUAAUCCUACACACUCAUCGGAUGGAGAAGUUCAAGGUCGCCGUGGAAAGAUACACCUUCUUCCACAACCUCAAAUUUGCUUCCUGUGGGAGCUACUUUGUGACCACACUGGAUGAGACGAUCCAAGGCUUGGUGGCACCUUCUCUGCGACGGUCGUUCCAGGUGCAGGAGUCUUCGGAGAUCUUCUGUUGUGAUUUGUCUGCUGAUGACAAAUAUCUGGUCACGGGCUCGAAGAACGGUGCCUCAGUUUACCAGCUCUUACAUUGAAGGUCCCCUGCCACGGCCCAGAGAAGACCAGUGUGGCCUCAGGGUGCUGGGCAGCUUCAACACUUGCUAUGCCUCAGGCAUGGGCUGGUCACCUGGGCGCACUUCCAGUUUGCCCUCUGGGUUUUUAUUUUAUGGCUUAGAGCUUUUGUUAUUUUUCUACCACUGGGAAACUUUGAGAUAUGGCCUCCAUACUUAAUAAAAUAGCAAAGCUGAA